Pseudovirgaria hyperparasitica is the source of this 1503-nucleotide messenger RNA. RefSeq names its product putative tetrahydrofolylpolyglutamate synthase. The transcript is spliced from 3 exons. NCBI's taxonomy places the organism in Eukaryota, Fungi, Ascomycota, Dothideomycetes, Acrospermales, Acrospermaceae. The record is from RefSeq and is a predicted model, not a curated record. Gene Ontology annotation, molecular function: ATP binding; tetrahydrofolylpolyglutamate synthase activity. Bases 1 to 1503 code for a protein of 500 amino acids. Gene Ontology annotation, biological process: tetrahydrofolylpolyglutamate biosynthetic process. Gene Ontology annotation, cellular component: cytosol; cytoplasm; mitochondrion.
AUGGGUCGCGAUUAUUCGGCUGCGGUCGAGGCGCUCAACACCCUCCAGUCGAACUUCGCGACCAUAUCAAAGAUCCGGAAGUCUUCAAAGGAUAUGAAUGCGCUCGCCAUCCCAGAAAUGAUCGACUGGUGUCGUAAAGCUGGACAUGAGCCUUCUGAUUUCGACCGUUUGAACCCUAUCCAUGUCGCGGGAACCAAAGGCAAAGGCUCUACGAGUUCGUUCGUGUCCUCCAUCCUCGCUCAAUACCUGCCAUCCGUACAGCAAUCCGCCCCAAUAUUACGAAAGAUCGGUCUAUACACUUCCCCACAUCUGCGGUUCGUACGCGAACGAAUACAGCUGGACAACAAGCCAAUAGAUGAGGAGGCAUUUGCGAAGUAUUUCUUUGAAGUUUGGGAUCAGCUCGACGCAGCAGCAAAAGAUGGAAAUACAGCAGAGUCAGGGCCCACUAAGCCCAUGUACUUUCGGUACCUCACACUGAUGGCGUUUCACGCAUACCUUGAAGAAGGCGUCGAUACCGCCAUCAUUGAAUGUGGUAUCGGCGGCGAGUAUGACAGCACCAACAUUCUUGUCAACCCGUCCGUCACUGCCAUCACAUCUCUCGGCAUUGACCACACUCCGGUCCUGGGUCCGACUAUCGAAGAGAUUGCCUGGCAUAAAGCCGGUAUAAUGAAGCCUUCUGCACCAGCAUUCACUGCACCACAGCCUGCUGGUGCUCUCGAAGUUCUUUACAAACGCGCUGCCGAGAAGGGAGUUGCCCUCACCGUUGUUGAGCGCCACCCAGAACUCGAAAACAUCACUCUCGGCCUCGACGGUGACUUCCAGAAAACCAACGCUAGUCUCGCCAUUGCAGUUGCUGCGGCGCAAUUACGCAAACUUGGCCUCACAUCACUCCCCGACCCGGUCACGACACCCAAUUUCCCCCUUCCAGCUGAGUUCCGCCGAGGCCUUGAAACUGUACAUCUUGGCGGCCGCUGCGAGAUUAAACACGAUGGUAAGAUCACAUGGCACAUCGACGGCGGACACACCCUCGACAGCAUUGCAUUCGCAGGGACGUGGUUUGGCGGUCACGUAGCACGGCGGCGCACACAGAAGCGUGUAUUGGUCUUCAAUCAGCAGACGUCGGACCGCAAUGCGGAGGCCCUCGCACGCACUUUGCAUGCGACGCUUUGUGAUGCGUUGAAGACUGAAGCUGAAUUGGGCACAAGUCCGUUUACACACGCAAUUUUCUGCACGAAUACGACAUUCAAGACAGGAUUCAGUGCAGAUCUGACCAGUGUGGUGAAUAGUGGUGCGGAGGUAGACAGUAUGAGUGUGCAGAAGGCGUUGGCAGAGACGUGGCGGGAGAUUGAUCCAGUUGUGGACGUCAGUGUUUUGAGGACGAUUGAAGAGGCUGUCGAGAAAGUACGAGAGAUUGCGGGAGGGGAAGAGGAGGUCAUGGCGCUGAUCACAGGAUCUUUACACCUUGUUGGCGGGGCUUUGGAGGUGUUGGAGACUGGGAACUAA